CUUAUAGGGGAUGGAACUUUUGUUAUUAUUUAUUUACAAAUAGAGCGUUGUUCUAUUAAAUGAAUUUUCAGUUCUGUUAAACAUAGCUUGGUUGAUAUGACUGUUACAAAAUAAAUACAUUUUAAAUUUAUUAACGUAUAAAAAAAGUUUAAUGGUCUAGUUAACCGAGUGAAAGUUAUUGUAAGAGGAAAACACUCUGUGCAACAAAUUAUUUACAUUACACCGCUCUCACAGGACUCGCACACUCUUUUGCUGUUUCAAGUAUACAGACAUUACUCCAACGCACAGUUACAAGUUCCUUUCUGUGUCGUGCGGCAGUACGACUUAUUUUUUACUGCUAUUACUUUUUCUAUAAAGGCAAAGUUUUCUAACAGUCGAAAUGUUUGGUUUCUGCGUUGGCAUUUGCAAAUAUGAGGCACCCCCACCCGACACCAUACUAUCGAUGCCACCACCACCCUUACCGUCAUUUUUGUUGCCGAAUAUUGCCACUGCAGCAGCGCUUGUGUCAACUAACGACACCAAUCCAUGCUAUGCGCCCUCACUGUGUAACCCCCAUCCAAAUCCCAACGAAGGCGAAGGCAUUGAAUUCGUCGAAUUAACUGGCACCGAUUCGAAGGUAUUGGAAAACACUUGGGUUUUAGGCCUCAUAUCGUGUUCGGUCGGUGUAAUUAUUUUAGGUGGACUCUUUGCGUUCAUAGUGUUGAAGUGCAGAAAAACGCUGUUCUCCAGCUGUAAUCUAUCUUAUCACGAUUCGAAUAUUAAACAGAGUGGCAUGAAAUCGUUGGGUGAAUCUUCAAAUAAAGCAAAGCCCUUUACGGCUGGUGGCAUUCUGUACCCCGUUGCUACAACCAAUAAUCGUGACACUUUGCAAUCGCAAUUAGCUAAUGACAGUCGCCUGCUUUGGGCCACAUUAACUCCGCAUGGCACAAGGCACUUCAUUUCGGACUAUCCAGUGGGUAACGGUAAUGGAACUGUUGUGCAAGAUGGUCACUAUGAGAUUGUAGACUAUCGCUCUAAAGUGCAGAAUCCCACAUAUCGUGAAUAUACAAAACGUGUGCCAAUAAAGUCCUUCGACAACAGUGGCUUCGUCGACUAUGACUAUGAAGAUCCCACACCACUUAUGGAUUCCUAUCAUGACGAUUUGGAUUCUGGCUAUCAGGAGCCACAAGAAGUGCUACACACUCUACAACGUGUCUCACCACGUCCUGUAGUGUCAUCACCAACACGUAUUGACAAUCCGAAUAUGGCACCGCUCAACUACUAUCCAUCACACCGUUCCAAUCAUCACUUAAAUACCAAUACACUACAAUCGAAUCACUCAGCAGCCACUUUAAAUCGCAAAGCAACAAUGACACGUCGUAUAAGUGAUGCUUCAAUCUAUGGACCAGCUGCCGGCGCCACACAGUGAAGUGUAAACAGUGAAAUUAUAUAAGUUGUGUAGUGAACCGCACUCCAGUACAGUUAGUACAGUGUGGAAAAAAAGUGUUGAAAUUAUAAAAUCGUGGCUUCUGUUAAUAAAAGCAAAAUAACAUAAAGGAAAUGUUAAAUUUGUAUCGUUAUACAACAACAAACACGUACAACGAAGCGCGAAUUUGAAUUUGAGUUAGAAAAUGGGUCACAAAGGUACUAUAUUGAGAUGAAAUAGAUUUUGGGUAUGAAAUCUAUUUAUUAUCAAAUGGUGUUUUUUAAUAACAAAUCAAACCAAAAUAAUUGAUAUUAAAGCAAAUCAAAAUAUCAAAGCAUUUCGAUAUCAUUAAUAUGAUAACUAGUUUCGUACUUGUAUAGCGCAUUAUAUAAACAGUUAUAAUUAUAUGUCAGCAUAUGUACACAAUACAUUUAUCAUAUGAAAGCAAUACUGUCGUAAAAAAUUACUAAACUUGCAUUACUCAUUGUAAUAUUGCAUUUAGAAAACUAAAUUACUUUUCCUAUAAGAAAUACUAAUGGAAUAUUCAUAAAAAAUGUGAAAAAGUCUAACAUUUCAGAAAAAUCAGACAAAUACACAACCGCAAUACUUGAAUUGAAUUACAUAUACUAUAUAUAAUACGCAAAUUCAUGGAAAAAAUAAAUUAUUAUAAUAAAAAAUAAGCUUACGCUUUAUAAUACAUAGAAAAUAAGCAGUUAUGAACCAUUUAAGUAAAUAAACGCUUGACGCAUAUUAUAUCUAAGGAAAUUAAUAUAAAAACAAAUAAUAAUAUUUUAAAAUUAGUUAAGCAAAUGCAUUCUAUGUUUAACAAUAUAGUUAAAUGAAAAUAUAACUACAAUAAACCAUAAUGCAUUCGUGCUACAUCAUACUACUAAUAGUAUUUACAUAAAAAAAUUAAAAAAGUAGAAUAAGUCACUGAAAAAAUUUUAAUUUCAAUGGGGAUAUUGAAUAAUUACAUACCUUAAGAGUAAUAUCAUUAUGCGUAUGUAAGAAUUUCAUAAAAUUAUAAAAUGACGGCUUUCAACUGAUCUCUUAACUCGUAAGAAUAAGAAAAUUAAAAAAAUUAUAAAA
Molecule: messenger RNA, 2494 nt
Organism: Bactrocera oleae (olive fruit fly)
Lineage: Eukaryota; Metazoa; Arthropoda; Insecta; Diptera; Tephritidae
Source: RefSeq, a predicted model, not a curated record